AUGUUGGCUAAUUUAAAUCCCAACAAAGCUACUGGGAAUGAUAACAUCCCGGCGAAGAUCCUUAAGAUAUCCUCGAACUGUAUUUCUCAAAGUCUGUCGUGUAUAGUCAAUAGUUCCUUGGAGACUGGAGUUUUUCCAAAUAGAUGGAAAAUUGCAAAAAUUUCAUCUAUUUUCAAGGGUAAUAUAGCUACAAAUCGAGAUAAUUACAGACCGAUAUCAAUUUUGCCCUGCUUAUCCAAGAUAUGUGAAUCGUGUGUAAACAACCAGAUGAAUGAACAUGACCAGGAAUUCCAAACUUUCUUCGAACCCAGUCAGUACGCGUACAAAAAACAUAGCUCGACCGUGACAGCUUUAAUACAAGUCAUAGAUUCCCUGAAACUCGCUGUGGAUCAAAAACAAUAUUCAGUGGCUACCUUUAUCGAUCUGCGGAAGGCGUUCGAUAUUAUUGAUCAUCGUGUUCUUCUGGAUAGAUUAAGGAAAUAA
Messenger RNA from Paramuricea clavata, 483 nucleotides. NCBI's taxonomy places the organism in Eukaryota, Metazoa, Cnidaria, Anthozoa, Malacalcyonacea, Plexauridae. The record is from the annotation of a GenBank genome assembly.